GCGACUGUGCCCCGGAAGAGACGUGGCAAAAUAUUCGUAUCUGGCUGGGAGAACUGUUUCUUAGAGCAUUAGCUAGUUGUUGAGCUAUUUUUUUUUAGACAUUCUGGAGAUAGCUUCCUACGAAAAAUUACCGUUGUACGCCGUCUUUGGAAACUCGGAGGAACCGUGUAGAUAACCUGCGUGACACACAGCUAACACCAAAGACAGACCAUGGGUCUGUGCAAGUGUCCGAAAAGGAAGGUGACCAACCUAUUCUGUUUUGAACAUCGUGUGAACGUGUGUGAGCACUGCCUGGUUUCAAAUCACAAUAAGUGUAUAGUGCAGUCUUACCUCCAGUGGCUUCAGGACAGUGAUUACAACCCCAACUGUCGUCUUUGUAAUAAUCCUCUGAUCGACCAGGACACUGUCCGGUUAGUCUGCUACGAUGUGUUCCACUGGGCGUGCCUUCAUGACCAGGCAUCGCGGCUGCCCUUGCACACUGCUCCAGCAGGGUACCAGUGCCCCAGCUGCCAGGGGCCUGUGUUCCCCCCUUCCAACCUGGCUAGCCCAGUAGCAGACACACUGAGGGAGCAGCUGUCCUACGUCAACUGGGCCCGAGCCGGACUGGGCCUGCCGCUGACUGAGGAGCCAGAGGGAGGAUUCGAAGACAGCUCGUCGAACGAUGUCACAAAUUAUGCUGACUGGUCUACAUUUGAUGCUACAGCCCCAGAGCCCAGUGAAGCUUACUCCACCCAGUCCUACAGCCCGGAGCCCAGCCCGGCCCCCACCCCAGCUCCACCUCCUGCACAGGAGGAGCAGGAAGCCCUUCUAAACAACAACGGAAGUCUGGUGACACAGGAACACUCUGUGGCAAGCAUGGCCACUGCACCUGCCAGUGACACCAUCACAAUACAUGCUGUAUCUUCACCCAGAAAGGUCUACGACACCCGUGAAUCUGCUCAUAGCUCCGUGACACAGAUUGACUUUGAUGAUGACAAGUAUCGGCGAAGACCUGCCUUGAGCUGGUUUGCACAGAUUCUCAAGAACCGAACUGGUUUAAAGAAGACAUCCUUGUCGUGGAAGCAGAGGGUGUUCAUGAUCCUCCUGGUCGGGGUCCUGGGCUUCUUCACCCUCAUCAUCAUCAUGGCUAAACUGGGGAGAGCCUCGGCCGACUCAGACCCCAACUUGGAUCCUCUCCUGAACCCUAACAUCCGUGUGGGGAAGAACUGAGCAGCGCCCCCUGGUGUCACACACGCAUCCCUACAGGCAACGAGGAACCGGACAAUGUACUUGGGACCAGGCGAGUUCGACGGCCAGAUCUUCUCCUGGACUCGAGCGAGAGAAUGAAAUGGAGCGAUCUGCACUGGGAAGUUUUAGUAGUUGAAAACACUUGUCCUUUUGUUUGGAUUGGGCAGAUGCUAAUUCCCUAUGCAUAUACUGGACAGAAUUAAUAUAUAUAUGUAUAACGGUUUUGGGGUGUUUGCAUUUGCCGAAACCAUUUAAAACAACUUAUUUUAGCAUAUCCAUAUCUUUCCCACUGUUUUUGAAUGAAAAUGGGUUGAUGAAGAGGUGAUAAGUAUACACUUUUCCAUAGACAUUGUAUUCUAUCUAUGACACUACAGGCAGAUGUAUGGGGUAAUUGUCAUAACUUGAUGAGUUCAUUGUUACCACAACCCCAACAAACUGAUCUGUUAUAAAUAUGGAUCUGUUUGCUCAUUUAGGUCUAGUUAUUUGUGUGAUGGUGAGACUGUGGUUUGGGUUGAACUGGAAGGACAACACUGCAUCUAACUCAGCAAAUGUUUUGUCUGUUCAUUAAUUCCACACAUCUGUAAAUAAGAAAUUGAAUGAAAGAAGAAAUUGAAUGUGUGUGUGUGUGUUUUUGACCGAAAAUUAAAUAAGUUUGAACAAUAACUGCUUUCUGCACAUACGGUAGUCUGCUUUUUUUAUUUUUCAGAUCUCAACCUUUUUCUUUUCCUUUUUUCAUUUCAUGAAAGUGAUGGGUUUGUACACUGUUGUCGCUCCGUUUUGAUUGUAAACCAGAAGGAGAUUCUGUUCGAGGAAUCUUUUAAAUCAAGAACAGAAUUUAUUUUACAUUGCCCAUGUUUUCCCCUUUACUUAUAUAUUGACAAACACAGGUGGAAAUUAAUUUCUUCUCUUGAUUGCUACAGGUGACUGUUGGUGUCAAACUUCCAAGUUUCUAUGAGAGAUUGGUGCUUUUGGAGUGGUGGAUUCGGUUAAGAUGAGAAGUUACGUUUUAUUUUGCUGUACCAUUCACAUUACUUUCCAAAUAAACAACAGUCCUUCUGAGGACUUUCAUGGUUUGAGUUACACCUGCA
Molecule: messenger RNA, 2315 nt
Organism: Osmerus eperlanus (European smelt)
Lineage: Eukaryota; Metazoa; Chordata; Actinopteri; Osmeriformes; Osmeridae
Gene: zfpl1
Product: zinc finger protein-like 1
Exons: 8
Coding region: 211-1209 (332 amino acids)
Cellular component (GO): Golgi apparatus
Source: RefSeq, a predicted model, not a curated record